CGAUGGGACUAUUCCGUUGACGCACCAAUUUUUGUUUUCCAUACAAGCGACAGCAUUGCCUCUUCUAACAAAAGACCCGUCAUAUCUUUUUCGGGUCUACGCGAAACGUUUCUUACUGUGCGCGGCUCAUUGAUUUCCAGGAUCACACUCCAUACCGAAGUGCUCCAGCCUUCGCAAUUUGAGCUAGCGCACACGUCACAGCACGCCGAUGUAAUAGCUGUGUGGCAGCGGAAUCCAAUGGCUGAAGUGGGGGUCAACAGAAUCGUUGACCUUGACCUGGAAAGCUAUCCUGUCCUUCCACAUCUUACACUCGAGUCAGACGCCGGAACACAUCCAGUGUACGACAGAAGAGCCGUGGACAUACGCAAAGCAUUCUGCCGCACCUGGGUUGCCGGCUUCAUAAUCGGAAAGCAGGUUGGUGAUACCGAGUUGUUCAAACGGUACGCAGAUGCGUAUUGGGAGCGUUUGGCAUUUGGUUCCGAGGAGUCCCCUGAAAACAUCGAGUCGAGACGUGGUCUGACACCUGAGCAGCGGCACACGCAUAAGCUCGAUGAUCAGAAAGACUGGGGACGAUAUCGUGAUGGUGUCGCGAAUAGGCAGCGGCUAGCACUCAUGCCUUCGCGGUGGGUCUUCAGGGAGUAUCCGCAACUCGAAUUUCAAGGCAAUAGAUCUAACUCUGAGCCUUCUCAAGAGACUUGUUUCAAGCAGCGACGCAACCAACUCCGCUCAGCUCAAAUAGUUCCUCAUCCACAGAACUUGACAGUUCCUGUUAGAGCUACGUCUACAUGCUUCAGAAAGCGCAGGUCGAGUGGAGUGCAGAUGGUGUACUAUUGGUUGAGGACAAUAGCGCCGCCUGUUGCACUUUUUGAAGGUCUCGAGGAUAUUACUUGCAUCAUCUUCUCCUUUCUUCGAUGGGUUGGCAAAGCCUUGUCUUGUGGUGUGGGGUGUGAAGCCGGGAAGGGCACAGAAGACUGCAGAGGCGUAGCUUGA
Messenger RNA from Macroventuria anomochaeta, 990 nucleotides. RefSeq lists its product as uncharacterized. The transcript has 3 exons. The annotation marks the transcript as partial. The record is from RefSeq and is a predicted model, not a curated record. Lineage: Eukaryota; Fungi; Ascomycota; Dothideomycetes; Pleosporales; Didymellaceae.